Crotalus tigris (Tiger rattlesnake) is the source of this 3682-nucleotide messenger RNA. RefSeq names its product exonuclease 3'-5' domain containing 3 (gene EXD3). NCBI's taxonomy places the organism in Eukaryota, Metazoa, Chordata, Lepidosauria, Squamata, Viperidae. Bases 404 to 2881 code for a protein of 825 amino acids. Gene Ontology annotation, biological process: nucleobase-containing compound metabolic process. The record is from RefSeq and is a predicted model, not a curated record. Gene Ontology annotation, molecular function: 3'-5' exonuclease activity; nucleic acid binding. The transcript has 21 exons.
CGCGGGGCCGCCGCUUCCCUCUGUCGCGCGCUGACUCGGCUUCCCGGAAGGGCGCACGGGAGGCGGCCCGGCGGGCGAGGGUCCAAGCCGGAAAAGCUCGGUUCGCUCCCGCGGCCGGUCCGAGGCCCCGGCGGCCUCCCCAGAGCGGCGCUCCGAUCAGUGGGCGGUGGGCGCCGAGUAGGCCGAGAGCUUCCUCCUCUCUCCUGCAACGGCAGCUCCUGCCUCCGGGCGGGGGAGACCCCGUCGGACGGGAAGGCUGGAGGGCCCCGGGGAGCAGGAUGAGGGGGCAGCUGUCUUCUUCCAUACCCUAGAAGACACCAAGGUGGAAGAUUGCCCAAGUCACAGCUCCAGUGAACAGGACGCCUUGCUCCGGAAACUUCAGGCUCUCUGGGCACGGAGAGACAUGGAAAAGCUCCAGGAAGAAAUGCACCUGGGCUUUGCCAGCCUGCGUGACCCGUUGGCGUGGCUCCUGGAUGUGCUGGAUUUCUGUGGGGUCUGGAGAGGGCCAGGCUUGCUGACCCACAUCGUCCGCGAGCUGCAGGGCUGGAUAAAGAGCCAUGCCAGUGAUCAGCCGUCUGGCUUAAAGCUGAAGACGCUGCAGGCCCGUCUCUUUCCCUUGCUCACCCGGUGCAAUGUCAGCCUGAUGCAGCCCCUGAUCAGCAUCUAUCAGCUCCACACCGUAGACCGCCAGCAUUUGCUGUGCUUCCUUAACCAGCUCUGCCAACGGGGGAAGUUCAAAGAGGCUGCUACUUUAAGUAUAAAACUGAAACUUCAACCAGACCUGGAAUUUGAGAAGGUGUGCAUUCCGUUGCUGCUUCAGGACAAAAUAGAACUCGUCGAAGCUUACGUGGAAGGCAGCCCUGAGCUACAGCAGAGCCUCUUGCGACUCCUGGACUCGUGGUCCAUGCCAGGCUUCCAGGCCAAAGACCUGGCAAGACAGUAUCAAGCCCUGCCUGGCAAGUGGCCGGAGAAGAUCAACUGCAGGACGAUGCAUAAAGUGGCCUUCCGGUUGCUGGACAGAUAUAGCCUGGGCCCAGAGCUUUGUCCCCAUAUUCUCAACCAGCGACACCUGGGUACUUUGAAAUACUUACUCCACAAGAGAUUUGUUGAGAAAUCCAUGACGCAAGAAAACUGGGCAGAUCACAUCCAGGGCAUCGUCCAGGACAACCGGUGGCUGCAAGAGCAGCUGGUGCAACUCCUGGCCCGUUAUGCUGGCCUGCGGGUAGCUGCCCAGUGGGCCCGGCACUACAGCCUCCUCAGGGACAGUUUGCCGCCUGGCCUGGCAGACAGGAUGGAGGAGCCGGCCGGCCUGGAGAGGGACGAUGCUUCAGAACAGACCCCUUGGGACACCACAAAGGACGGCUGCUAUCAGCUCCCCGUGCCAAGGGGAGACAUCCUUGUCUUAUCAACCUGGGAAGAGGUGAUGGCGUGCCAGCAACAGGUGCUCCAGCCUGGCCAGGUCGUUGGCAUCGACAUGGAAUGGCGCCCCUCGUUCAGCACCAUUGGAGGGAAGCCGCGGGUCUCCAUUGUUCAGCUGGCGAUUUGGGGCCACGUCUUCCUCUUGGACAUAAUGCAGCUGCUCCAACAGGGGGAACAGGGGGCGCCGGCUGCCCUCUGUGGCUUCUUCCAGACUCUUCUGGCCGACCCAGCCAUCGUGAAGCUAGGCUACGGGAUGUCAGGAGACCUGCGUAACCUCAUGGCAACCUGUAGCAUUUCCAGAGAUGUGGACCUGCAACUCUGUGGAAUUCUGGACCUCCAUCUGAUACAUCAAAAGUUGCCCAAGUGCUCCAAGAAGAGCUGCCAGCCACCACUGGACCCCUGGCAGGCGAAGAACAAGGCCUGGCGGAGCAGGCCACCCGAGAAGGGGCUCAGCCUGCUAGUGCAGGAGGUCCUGGGCAGGCCCCUCAACAAGACAGAGCAGCUGUCUAACUGGGAGAAGAGGCCCCUUCGGGAGACGCAAAUCCUUUACGCAGCCUCUGAUGCCUACUGCUUGCUGGAGGUGUAUGCAAAGUUCUUGAAGGACCCGGCUGCCUUCGGCCUGAGCUCCGAUGUGCUGGUGGUGGGGAUGAGGAAGGCGGGAGAGAGCCCCAAGGCGAAAGCAAGGAAGCCGCCCAGGAAGCAGGAGAGGCCAGCAUCUGUCCUGGAAGAGGCCCCCAGAGCUUCAGUUGGCAUCCUGGUGCAAGACUUCCGCGUGGUCUGCGACAACAUGCUGCAGGGCCUGGGGCGAUCCCUGCGCUGCCUCGGGGUGGACGUCCGGAUCCUGGGGAACAAUGAUGAGCACCGGAGGGCAGCCGAGAUUGCCAGGGAAGAGAAUCGAGUGAUUUUAACCUCUGGCUUUCCAUUUCAUUCGCUGCGGUCCCAAGUAGGCGAAGGUCAGUGUUUCUCGGUCAGCUGCUUGGAGAAGGCCAGGGACCAAGCCCUGCAGGUCCUGAAGCACUUCAACGUCCGGGUGGCCCUGGCUGAUCUUUUCAGCCGCUGCCAGGCCUGCAACUGCAGCCGGUACGUGAAGGUCUCGAAGGAGAGGAUGGCGCUGCUGAGGAAGCAGAGUGGCUGCUGGACGGGGGAGGAUGGAGAGGCCUGUCUGGGAGAUCCUGGCCCCACUGCCACCGCGGAGCCAAGUCGCCGCCUCACCCUUCAUCAACCUGCCUGCAGUCCCGGAUGGGAGGGGCUGGAAGCGGCGGGCCCAGGGGACGAACACACCCUGCUGCCCACCGGCAUCCGCUUGAGAGUUGAGGCCGUCCCACCCGGGGUGCUGUCCAAGGAAGAGCUGGACUGCUUCUACUGCUGCAGCCAGUGCGGCCAGGUCUUCUGGGAGGGCUCCCACCUGGGCCGCCUGGUCUCCCAGUUUAGGGAGGUGCUGGACCUGCCGGAAGAGAGCUGAACUGGGGCUGGGGCCUGUCCUUGGGCUCUGCUCAGGAAUGGGGAGGGUCCCGGGGCCUGUUGGCAGGCCAUCCCCUUUUAGAGGGACCUCUGAAAGGAUGUUCAGCUUCUUUCCUCAGGUGCCCUUUUGGCACAACCAUCUCACAGGGUCAGACCCACACCACCACUGCCUGUCUUGUGGGGAGGGGCUGUUGCCUCUGGUGCGAAAUGGAACGCUAGACCCCAGGACCAAAUGUUGUCUUGCUGGUUGGGGGAUCCCAACACACACACACACAAACAGAAAACACGCAGCCCUCUGCAGAGUGCAACUUAGAGCCUUUGCCCAUCUUUCUCUCCCCCUGCCCUGCCCAGAAAAGGUCCUGCUGUUUCUCUGGAGAUAAGAGGCAUGGGCAAGAAAUGUCUGCCUUGACAGCCAGCCCGCCCCCCCUUCCUGUUGCCCCUUCUUUGCUUGCCCGUUUACCCUCUGUUUCAGCCAAGGGAGCCCACAGGGAGACCUUUAGGCCUCUCUGAGAAACCUGGACCUUCAGUCUGGAGGCCAGCGGCCUCUCUCCUCUCGGGGCUUUGCUUGGCUCUGUGCCCCCCCCCCGCCCCCAGAGGCCCCCUCUCUACACAGAAUGAGACGCCCCUGGCAGAGGCGUUCCCAAGACUAGACGAGCAGGUCUAGAGAUGCUUUGGGCAGGGGUGUAAAUGCUAUUGAGGGUGGUAAAAGUUUUGUGUUGAGUAAAAUAUGUCUUUUUGCGCAUUCAGGUGCAGUUUGUUGGACAGAGUUUGUUGGACAAUAAAGGACUGUUACUUAAAUGAG